AUGAACACAACUAGAUAUAUUAUAAAUAAAGAAGCAUUAUUAAAAUACAGUUUACCAAUUAAAGGUGAAAAUGGUUGGUUACAACCAAAACUUUCAGGUAGACAACUUGGCGAUUUAAAGAAACAUGUAACUCGUGGACUCCAAUUAGAAUGGCCACUUGCAGAUACUAAAAAACAAUUACCAGAAAAACAACCAAAACAUACUAUUUGGGAAAGAAAUCAAAUUCCAAGACAAAAGAAAAUUAAAGAAUCAGUUGAUAAUAUGCCAAAACUUAUAGCAGAAAAAUUAAAAGCAUCAGUUGAAAAGAAAAAGAAAGAAAUCGAAAACAAUCUUACAGCACUUAUUCCAAAUUAUUUACCAGGUGGACCAUAUGGCAAUAACGAUUCACCAAAAGUUAUGGCUUUAAGAAAAAUUGCUGCUCAACAAAAAUUAGAAAAGAGAAAUGCCCCCAUUGCUUUAGCUUCAUUUAAAGGAAAAAAACAAAAAAAAACAAAAUAA
Dictyostelium purpureum is the source of this 498-nucleotide messenger RNA. RefSeq lists its product as uncharacterized. The record is from RefSeq and is a predicted model, not a curated record. Lineage: Eukaryota; Evosea; Eumycetozoa; Dictyosteliales; Dictyosteliaceae. The transcript is spliced from 2 exons. The coding region runs from base 1 to 498 and encodes 165 amino acids.